Molecule: messenger RNA, 651 nt
Organism: Paramecium tetraurelia
Lineage: Eukaryota; Ciliophora; Oligohymenophorea; Peniculida; Parameciidae
Exons: 5
Biological process (GO): regulation of endocytosis
Cellular component (GO): endosome
Molecular function (GO): GTP binding; GTPase activity
Source: RefSeq, a predicted model, not a curated record
AUGAAUAAAAGUUAAUCCUAGCAGGAAGUUUACAAAAUCAUUUUAGUUGGUGAUUAAGGAGUUGGAAAAUCCUCAAUAUUGCUCAGAUAUACAAAGGAUCUAUUUAAUAGAGAAUAUAACGUUACUAUUGGACUUGAAUUUGCAAGUAAAAAAGUUACUGUUUAUGACUAUGCAUUGACGCUCUAAAUUUGGGAUACUGCAGGUUAAGAAGCAUUCAGAAGUAUUGCUAAAAUCUUUUUAUAGAAAUUCUGCUGCAAUCAUAAUUGUAUUUAAAUUGACAAGUCGCGAUUCAUUUUAAAGUGUCUCAGGAUGGGCAAGAGAUAUCCAAGAAAAUAGCGAUCAAGGAGUUGUAAUAUCUUUAAAGCAGAAAGAUCUGUGAGCAAUGAGGAAGGUAAACAAAAGGCUUAAGAGAUAAAUUCAUUAUAUUUUGAAACUUCCGCUGCCAUAGGCAAAAAUAUUGAUGAUAUUUUUAUCAAUACUUUAGAGAAAGUCACAAAAUAAAUCAAUCCUAUUAGAACUGAUUGUGAGCAAAAUGUUCGAGAUUCUAUUCACUUAUCUCAAAAAUAUUAAUCCCAACCAAAGAUAAACUAGGAAAAUAAUGGAGGAAUAAAGCCAAAAUAAACUGAAAGUCCUAAAAAAGGGUGUUGUUGA